Messenger RNA from Carya illinoinensis, 1830 nucleotides. RefSeq names its product DNA replication licensing factor MCM5-like. The transcript is spliced from 5 exons. The record is from RefSeq and is a predicted model, not a curated record. NCBI's taxonomy places the organism in Eukaryota, Viridiplantae, Streptophyta, Magnoliopsida, Fagales, Juglandaceae. The coding region runs from base 598 to 984 and encodes 128 amino acids.
AAUAUGCCCUACUACCGGUAUAGUAUUGAGUUUGAUUUGAAGAUUACAUUGAACGCAGGUGCUCUCACACGUGACCAAAGCCAAGUCAUCCAACCUUUCCCACCAAGUCUUCCCACCAAAAAAGUGGAAAAACCCACUUAUGCCCUCCUCCUCCUCCUCCUCCUCCUCCCCUAGCAAGACAUCACUCGUCAGUCGACAGUCCCCAUUUCUUCAUUUGCAGAAACGCAGAGAGAGAGAGAGUGAGAGAUGUCAGGGUGGGACGAGGGGGCAGUGUACUACAGUGACUAGGCUCACUCGUGGUGCGGCGGCAGUGAAGACCACGAUCCGGAGGCAGCAAGCCAACACUCCGUCCUCCAGAAGUUCAAGGAGUUCAUCCGUAGCUUCGAGACCGUCAAGAAUGUUUUCCCCUACAGAGAAAGCCUCGUCCACAAUCCCAACAAGUCCCUUCUUGUCGACUUGGAAGACCUCGAUGCCUUCGACCCUGACCUCUCGGCCUUGCUCCGCUCCUCCCCCGCCGACUAGUUGCCUCUUUUUGAGAAGGCGGCAGCAGAGGUUUUGGCGAGCUUGAGGUCGAAAGUGGCUGGAGAGACGGGAGAAAUGGAAGAUCCGGUGACCGGGGACGUUCAGGUCUUGCUAACGUCGAGGGAGGAUCCAGUCUCGAUGAGGUGGCAGGCUCAAUAUAUUUUGAAACUUGUUAAAAUAGCUGGGAUCACUCUAGCUGCAUCUAGGACUAAGGCAAAGGCGACAUAUGUGACUCUUAUCUGCAAGAACUGUAGAAAUUCAAAGCAAGUUCCUUGUCGGCCAGGCCUUGGUGGUGCAAUUGUCCCUCGCUCUUGUCAUCAUAUCCCUCAGCCGGGAGAAGAGCCAUGCCCAUUUGAUCCAUGGCUUGUGGUUCCAGAUAAGAGCAAGUAUAUAUGUCGAUCAACAAACCUUGAAACUGCAGGAGAAUCCAGAGGAUGUUCCGACUGGGGAGCUUCUCACUAAUCAGUAAGAAAAGAUUUCUAAUUUAAGUAUGGUGUGCAUAAAAGUCAAUGCUGAAAAAGCUGAUAAAAUAUCAAAUAGUUUUGCAUGGCACCAUAUGAUCCUCAUCAAUUUGCAAACUCUCAUAUCCGGGAUUUGUCUAAAUUAACUUUCCCCAUAAACUUCUCUUUAACAUCAUAUAUAAAUGACAUAUAUAUAAGCAUAGCUCAUUAGAAUUACCUGUCCCCUAAUUCCAAUCCGGACAAAUUGGCUACUUUUUCCAAAGCUACCCCCCACUUUGUAAGCUUUACUUCAUCCUUGAACUUAUAUCUAAGUUUGGCAAAUGCUUCUCCGAAACUCCCUUUUUGAUGUCGUACAUCUGAUGGAUCUACAUCGUAAAAUAUGGGUAGAACAAUUUGUUUCACCGCUUCCUCACACUCAAGGAUCUUCAACAGCUCAUCUAAACACUAUCUAGAAUCUGAAUAGUUCUUGGAGAGUACAACGAUAGAAAUCAUUGAUCCAUCAAUUGCUUUGAGAAGUUCUGACGAAAUUUCCUCUCCUCUUUUGAGAUUGUUGUCUAUGUAAGUGUUGAUUCCUCUUUGAUGCAAAGCAUGGUAUAGAUGAGAAACAAAGUUUUGACGAACAUCCUCACCUCUAAAACUCAAGAAUACAUCGUGAGUCCACCUAUGAAUGGAAGAAGAAGAGAAUGAGAGAGAGGAAGAAGCUCCUAAUUGAAAGGCCAUGGAAGAAGAAGUGCUCAUCCUGAUCUGAUGUGUAUGCGAGAUUAGUAUUCACCAAGAGGUCCAAUUAUAGAUGUAGUACUUAUUGCAAAUAAAUAAUAAUAGAGAAGUGGGUCAUACUUCUCGGCAA